AUGCAAACACAAAACAAUUCCGAGGAGCAACCAUCAACAUCAAGUGAAGCUCCGAAAGAAGAAGACAGUCCUCCACACUUAACUUCAAUAUUUGAUGGCAUGUCAACAACUUCACACGCUGUCAAUCGAAUCACAACGCCGAGCACGGACGAGGUUGCGCCCGAGCGUCCAACGUCAGUUUUCGAAAGUUUACAAAUGCUCACCCGACUUCCAAUACGUCCUGAAGAGCAUUUCGUGAGAAAGCGAAAACGAGUGAGGAUUCAUUUUGAUCAAGCGAAUCCUUAUUCCGACAAUUCACCUCGAACACCUCAAAUAACACAUAGCAGAUGGGAUCCUCCACCGCAAGUGGCUGCAACGGCAUUGCCAAGCGUGAAUACAUUGUCAAUGUUUUCAUACGUCCCUAGCCCGGUUUACCCGUCACCGAUUAUGAAUGACGAGCCAAUGACAGAUGACGAACUUGUCAAAAUGAAAGGUCCAUCUCGGCUCAUCGGAUUUCUCGUACACAUUGCAAUGAAUGAAAAAGCAAGGAGGGCUUUGCGAUGGACUGGUAAUGGACUGGAAUUCGUUCUUGUGAAUAAGGAGCUGGUGGCUAAGAUGUGGGGGAACCGAAAACACAAUACCAAGGAUAUGGAUUACUAUAAAUUGUCCAGAGCCAUUCGGGAGAAAUAUGAGAAAAAGAACUCUUCGAAUUCCCGAGGUGGAGGAAAAUUGAAAAAGGGAACAAGAACAUAUUCCUACGUCUUCACCGAGAAUGCAUAUCCCGACCUUAUCAAUCAAACCGAAAAGUCGAUCGAAUUCAUAAACAACUUUGCAGUGCAAAUCGGAAACAAAUAUCACGAUAACAGCGACCUGAAUAACUCAAACUCCCCACAAGCACCCAGCCCGGUGAACAGUGAUUAG
Caenorhabditis briggsae is the source of this 900-nucleotide messenger RNA. It is a transcript of the gene Cbr-ets-9, whose product is annotated as Protein CBR-ETS-9. Gene Ontology annotation, molecular function: sequence-specific DNA binding; DNA-binding transcription factor activity, RNA polymerase II-specific. The coding region runs from base 1 to 900 and encodes 299 amino acids. Lineage: Eukaryota; Metazoa; Nematoda; Chromadorea; Rhabditida; Rhabditidae. Gene Ontology annotation, cellular component: nucleus. The transcript is spliced from 7 exons. The record is from RefSeq and is a predicted model, not a curated record. Gene Ontology annotation, biological process: regulation of transcription by RNA polymerase II; cell differentiation.